This is a messenger RNA of Cebus imitator (Panamanian white-faced capuchin), 1678 nucleotides long. RefSeq names its product CDGSH iron sulfur domain 3 (gene CISD3). The record is from RefSeq and is a predicted model, not a curated record. NCBI's taxonomy places the organism in Eukaryota, Metazoa, Chordata, Mammalia, Primates, Cebidae. Gene Ontology annotation, molecular function: 2 iron, 2 sulfur cluster binding. The coding region runs from base 114 to 497 and encodes 127 amino acids. The transcript is spliced from 4 exons. Gene Ontology annotation, cellular component: intracellular membrane-bounded organelle.
CCUCGCAGAACCCCGCGGCGUCUUCCGGAGCCUGACUGGCCGGGGACAGAGGGGGCGGGGAGCUGACCCGGAGUGGGCGAAGCCGGCGGGCGGGCGCGGCGCUGGAGCCAACUAUGCGUGGCGUGGGGGCGAUCCUGCGGCGCGCGGCGCGCGGCGCCCGGGACCUGAACACGCGGCGGGACGUCUCCUCCUGGCUGGCCCGGUGGUUCCCCAGAACCCCAGCCAGGUCCGUGGUGGCCCUGAAGACACCCAUCAAGGUGGAGCUGGUAGCAGGGAAAACCUACAGAUGGUGUGUGUGUGGCCGCAGCAAGAAGCAGCCCUUCUGUGAUGGCUCCCACUUCUUCCAACGCACUGGCCUAUCUCCACUCAAGUUCAAGGCCCAAGAGACGCGCAUUGUGGCACUCUGUACCUGCAAGGCUACCCAGAGGCCCCCGUACUGUGAUGGCACCCACAGGAGUGAGCGUGUGCAGAAGGCAGAGGUGGGCUCCCCACUCUGAAGGGGCUGUCCAGUCACAGGUGGACUCGGCUCCAGGCCUGUGACAGGCACCCCUUCUGUGGUGAAGGAAACAGGUGCUGAACCCAAGACCUGGUACCCAUGUCUGGCUCACGAAGGAAGAAUUAUUCCUUAUAACGUAAAGGUCUCCAGUCUGGGGUUGGCAGGAGUGCACCCUGGGUCAAUGUUUGCUGACAGAGAAGACGGUAUAAAGAAGGCUGCCCAACCAGACUGGUCCUGUGGUCACUGGUAUGCGGCUCACAUGCUGCCUCCUGCUCCAGAUUUUAACCUGUGUGUGGCUGGGGGCACCUGAGCAGCCACAGGAGAGGGCAGUUCAGAUUCAUUACAUAUGGGGUCCCCAAGCCAGGCUGAACCCAGAGACAAGGCACCCUUCCCGUCUUCCCCCAAAAGAACUACAGGCUCCAGAAAGUAUGCAGCAUUUAUUACAAAGCCAACAGAUACAGACGUCCCAGGGCAGAGGAGGGCACAGUCACAGGACCUCAGACACAGGGCAAGGCGCAAACACAGACAAGCCCACUGGGGGCUCCCAACCCCACACACCUAGGCUGGGAUGGAAUCUCAAGUCUCGACUCCUGCUGCCUCCCAGAGCUAUGCACACUUGCGGAACUCUCGGUGGGCAGGACCUGCCAGGUCUGUCCCUAGGGAGGUGGUCCGCUGACCUCUGGGGCUGGGACUGGGGCCAGAGCUUACAGGUUUCUGUUUUCUUGUGCUUUUAGAUGCAGUUGCUCUGUCCUGACCAGGUGACCGGGCCUCAGCUGGGGGAGGAGGGGCCGCUGGAGGGCUGUGUGCCUUUGGCAAAGUCUGGGGUCUGUGCUUGUGUGAGGUUAACUCACCCCCGCCUCCACUCUAUGCCCCAAGUGAGACUCCACCACCAGUCCUGCUAGUGAGGGGUCCUGGGUGAGGGCAGGGGCGGUGGGGGUGAAGCACUUCACAAUGCUAACGCCACAGUGGAAUUCCAGGGCUGAGACCUCUCAGGGCUUGAAUCUUCUUUUCCACAAGAUAAAUGAUGCAAAGGCCACACACACAGGAGAGGAAAAAAAAAGAGGCAGAACUAUCUAUUCUUUGCACAAAGUUUCCACUGCAAGAAGAGGAGGUGAGGGAGGUGCCACCCCCACCCUGCACCUGCUCCUCAGACCCAGGAAUAAACUGCGUUUGUAAAAGGCA